This is a messenger RNA of Cuscuta europaea, 592 nucleotides long. The record is from the annotation of a GenBank genome assembly. NCBI's taxonomy places the organism in Eukaryota, Viridiplantae, Streptophyta, Magnoliopsida, Solanales, Convolvulaceae.
UUCCUAUCUUCAUACAAACAAAGCUUCUGCCAUCAACUAAAACUUCCUACAAAAAUAUGGCAAUAAGUAUGGGGCACAUUCUCCGUAAGCAAGGCCUCAGAAGGUCUUCUUCAAGAACAAAUAGAGAAACUGAGACUCCUAAGGGUCACUUUGCAGUUUAUGUUGGUGAGAGUGAAAAGAAGCGUUUUGUGAUUCCAAUUUCAUACUUGAAGGAUCACUCCUUUCAAGAUUUGCUAAGUCAAGCUGAAGAAGAGUUCGGGUUUGAUCAUCCCAUGGGUGGACUCACAAUACCUUGUCAGGAGGAUACCUUCAUUGACAUCAUCUCGAGUAUGAGUAGAUCUAGAUAGAAUUUAUACAUCUUAGGUUAUAGUUAGUUAGCAGAACAACUUUGCAGAGAAAAAUAUUCUUGCACAGAGUUCUAUAUCUGUAUUCUUCUUGAGAUUGGAAUAUACAUUUUUUCAACAGCAGUAAGACUAAAACAUUUAUGUUUCUGAAUGCUUUCUAUCUGAAAUGUAAACUAAACUGCAAUAUUAGACUACCUGAAAUGAAGAAUUCUGCGGAAAUGUGGAUUUGUUGCAGAAGAAUCUUUAAU